Messenger RNA from Hemibagrus wyckioides, 1959 nucleotides. RefSeq names its product GDNF family receptor alpha like (gene gfral). The coding region runs from base 104 to 1393 and encodes 429 amino acids. Gene Ontology annotation, molecular function: signaling receptor activity. The record is from RefSeq and is a predicted model, not a curated record. Gene Ontology annotation, cellular component: external side of plasma membrane; signaling receptor complex. Lineage: Eukaryota; Metazoa; Chordata; Actinopteri; Siluriformes; Bagridae. The transcript has 10 exons. Gene Ontology annotation, biological process: nervous system development.
GAUAUUUCCAUAGGGACUGGAGAGGUGGCCGGUGCAGUCCGCGCGCGCAGGUGUUGCUCCAUCAGCUGGACUUCAGAGGCGAGUCAAGCGGUCAGAGGAAGACAUGAAGACAGCUCUGCUUAUCGGGAUCUGCCUGGUUAUGCACACUGAUUGCACCACGAUAUCGACAAGCUGCUUUUCACUGAUUCAGCCUUGUAUUUCACAAGACCUGUGCAGAAGCAAAGAGACUCUUCUGAGAAAUGUUUGUGUUUCUGAAGAGAGCAGCUGUCAAAUGCAAAGUACUGAAGGCUGUAACGUGACCAUUCAGGCAAUAUUAGCUCACUCACGAGAGUGUGUGUGCACUGAUGAAAAUCCAUGCAGCAUUCUACAACUCCUGGCUUCCUUAUGCCGUUCCUUCUUAGAUUUUGAACCCUUGCCUGCACCUGACAAAUCAAGACUGGCAACUCAACAGUUAAGCAGUCACACCAAUACUCUUCAUCCUCACUCAGAUCAUCACCUACCCUUUCCAGUUCAUGAGAACAACCUAAAAGACGAAAGGAAACAAAUUAGAUUAUUAACAUCUGACUUAGUUCCAGCUCCAGACAUUUCCUGCGUACAGGGAAUGACGCUGUGCAUCCAGGAUGAAGUGUGUAAUCGGCAGCUGGUGCCGUUUGUCCAGUCCUGUUCUGCACCUCACUGUGAGGAGAGGCUUUGCAGGCUGGCAGCAAAACAAUUUUAUUCAAGCCUACCCGAAAACAUGGCUGAGAUGCUGGUAUUCUGUCCGUGUGAGCAAGAUGACCAUGACUGCCAAAAUUUUCAGACCAUGCUCAAUUCCAACUCCUGCAAACAAGACCACACAUCACAAUGGAACUGCCUGGAGAUGCUGGACAACUGCACUGGAGAGAGAAUUUGCAGGCAGACGUUCGAGGCAUUCUUGUCCAAAUGUUUUGGCUCUGAGGAUGUUUCACUUAGUGGAUAUUCAACAAUAGAACUGCUGCAUGUCAUAGACCUCAACUUUUUUGUCAGUGGAAACAAAGAGUGCAGGCUGGCCUUUGUAGCUACAAUGGGAUCUGUGCUUCAGAGCCUAUGCACCUGUCAUGGACUGGAUCAUCACAGUCUUUACAGGUGCAAUGUGCUGCAACAAGCCAUUCAUAACAGAUCCUAUUUCAGACCACAAGGAACUAAGCAAAAUAUCUCCUCUACAAAGUCUAAAGACAAAUCACAUCAAGAGCAUUCAUGGCUAAAUGAUCAAUUUUUGUACAUCGUGGUAUCCAUUUGUGUGCUGGUGGUGAUGAUCAUUGCAGUUGCCAUCGCCAUUGUUGCACAUAAACUGGGGAAAAAGCAUAGCUUGUCCAAAAAACCAGAUUCAAGAUACAAACCCCCAGAAGAUUCCACAAAAUCACUCGACCUGUAACUUUGCGGAUGACACAUAACUCAUGAAUGUUUGCACAAUGCAUAUAAGGUAUACGUGCUUUUUAUGUGAUAGCCAAUGUUUGUACAAGCUCAGAUUAUUUUAUAGUGUAUAUAAUAACCUUUAUCAAAUGGAGAUUUAAUUAUUGAUGUAGAUAAACACCAUUGUAUGUAUAUUGCACAACAGAGAUUUAACAUUUUAUGUAAUCUAUUUAAAUGCUCUUUACAUAUACAAUAUUAAUUAUUAAUGCUCACAGCAGUAAAAUAUAACUAUCUGUAAAUGGCCUGAAAGACAUUUAUUUCUACAUUUGUAAUCUAACUUAACUGUGGACAAAACAUUAUUACAGGUUAAGUUUAAUUAGAACUUUAAGAUGAAAAAAAGUUAUAACUGAUUAUAAGCAUCCAUACCACCUGAGGUAAAAGCAUGUCACAGCACUGAAACACUCUUCACUGGAAAGUACUGGAAGAAAAAAAAGUUUGUUUGUUUGUUUUUUGAUGUUUUCCAGAGUUCAGACACAGAAUUAUCUGACUCCCCUAUCUGGUUUCCCUAGGUCACCUCACAUGACCGUU